AAAAUAAACGCCAUUUCACAGAAUCUUCCAGGGUAUGGGGGAAAGAGAAGCCCAAGUAUCCAGGGAAUUGGCAGGCAUCUUCUGAUCAUACAUACACACAGGCAUACAUCUUCUUCAAAGCACACGUUUUAACAAAAGGUUUGUGAUGCUAGCUGUAUCUUUAUCCUUUUGAUGCCAAGAAGUACGGAGCCGACUAUAAACAGUCAAUGGAAGAAAAUCUAGGGCUUGUUAAGAAGAUAAUCCUGGGUGAGUCAGUGGCUCCCUUUGGCGUCCUUUGGCAAAAACAUCUCAGUUACUGCUGACAUCCAAAAGCAGAGAAAAAGAACAUCAGGAGAAAGUGAUAAACAACCAAAGAACAAAGCAAAAAAGACCCAAGAAGAAGUCAUUGAGCUUCUUCUCCUAGAAACACAUUUCCUUUGUAUCGGAACCCCCCCAGUCUGUCACCCUGGAGUCGUGGAAGAGGUGGAAUGAGGGCAGAAUGGUGUGGUGUGAGAAAGGGGUCCAGAUUCUUCUGACCACAGUGGGAGCUUUUGCUGCUUUUGGGCUUAUGACAAUCGCCAUAGGAACAGAUUACUGGCUUUAUGCCAGAGCCUUCAUCUGCAAUACCACCAACAUCUCUAGUGAGGAAACACCACAGAAGGACAAAAAGGAUCCUGGAGGGCUGACUCAUUCUGGCCUAUGGAGAAUCUGCUGCUUGGAAGGCCAAAAGAGAGGCAUUUGUGUAAAAAUCAAUCACUUUCCAGAAGACACAGACUACGAUCACGACAGUGCUGAAUAUCUUCUGCGUGUUGUUCGUGCUUCAAGCAUCUUCCCAAUCCUCAGUGCCAUGCUCCUCUUACUCGGGGGCCUUUGCGUUGCUGCCAGUCGUGUUUACAAGUCCAAGCGCAACAUUAUCUUGGGGGCUGGCAUCCUAUUCGUUGCUGCAGGUUUAAGCAACAUUAUUGGUGUGAUUGUUUACAUUUCUGCAAAUGCGGGAGAUCCUGGGACAAAGAGGGAUGAUGAGAAGAAAAGUCAUUACUCAUAUGGCUGGUCUUUCUACUUCGGGGGGCUUUCUUUUAUCAUCGCUGAGAUGAUUGGCGUUUUAGCAGUAAAUAUCUACAUUGAGAAGAACAGAGAGGCUCAUUGUAAAUCACGCACAGAGCUGAUCAAAAAUCCUUCGGCCAUUCUACGCCUACCAAGCUAUCGUUUUCGAUAUCGCCGACGCUCAAGAUCUAGUUCACGCUCUACUGAACCUUCUCAGUCAAGGGACACUUCUCCUGUAGGUGUUAAAGGGAUACCUUCAACUGACAUCUCCAUGUACACCCUGUCAAGAGAUACCUCGAAAGCCAAUGUAAGCAGCCUGUAUAACACUGAGCGUGGGGAUCACAGUUUUCUACAACUUCACAACUGCUUUCCCAAGGAUUCCGGGGUCACCGUCACCGUCACAGGACCAGCCUCAAAUACGGGCACCCUGGGCAAGGAUGGUUCCAACACCAACACUUUAAACAGGAAAACCACACCUGUGUAGGUGGGCCCAAGGCAAAGGUCUUCUUAGUGAGUGUGAGUGAGCGUGAGAGAUGAAGUAUGAGUUUUGGGAUGGAAGAAGGAGCCAUUUUUUUUGCCAUGUAUCUACCAGUUCCUGGUAUAAAGUAAGAUGUAGGGUCAGCACCUCUCUUACCAGUAAACAGUAAGUUCAAAUUUUGGACUCUAGUCCGUGUUCUGAAAUCUCUAUUACAGAAUUUUGAUAGAAAAAAAAAA
Xenopus tropicalis (tropical clawed frog) is the source of this 1737-nucleotide messenger RNA. It is a transcript of the gene cacng8, whose product is annotated as calcium channel, voltage-dependent, gamma subunit 8. Gene Ontology annotation, cellular component: membrane; plasma membrane. Gene Ontology annotation, biological process: calcium ion transport; calcium ion transmembrane transport. NCBI's taxonomy places the organism in Eukaryota, Metazoa, Chordata, Amphibia, Anura, Pipidae. The record is from RefSeq and is marked validated.